Messenger RNA from Symbiodinium pilosum, 456 nucleotides. The record is from the annotation of a GenBank genome assembly. Lineage: Eukaryota; Dinophyceae; Suessiales; Symbiodiniaceae.
AUGGAUGACCAGAGCUCCGAGCAGACCAUGGUGGACCUCUACCGGUCUUUUGUGGGUGCCAACCAAAGUGGGCCCACUGUUGAUGUAUUGCUGGGCCCGGGCAGCUUCCAGUUUCGUCGUGCUGCCGCGCCUCGGCCAGAAGCGCAGGUGGCCUCCGAGUACCAGCUACCAGACAUCACCAGAGCCUUCGUGGCAGAUUUCUGGCAUACCCUUGGAGCUAAGGAUGCCUAUUCUUCUGUGGUCACUUCCAAAACAGAGGCCCCUGGACUUCCUUACAUUUCCUGCGUCCAAGGAGGCCUGGAGGAGCCUGGAGGAGUGGGGACGGAGGAAGGCCGCGCCUUCUGGGCCGCGCAAAAGAAAAACAAAGGCUACUACCUCCGCGCAGGAGCUGAGCUUCUGACCUGCGACGGUCCGUGCGAAGCCGACCGAGACCUUGCCACUUGUUUCUGUUUGUAG